Messenger RNA from Phodopus roborovskii (desert hamster), 1008 nucleotides. It is a transcript of the gene Kcnip3, whose product is annotated as potassium voltage-gated channel interacting protein 3. The coding region runs from base 137 to 907 and encodes 256 amino acids. NCBI's taxonomy places the organism in Eukaryota, Metazoa, Chordata, Mammalia, Rodentia, Cricetidae. The record is from RefSeq and is a predicted model, not a curated record. Gene Ontology annotation, cellular component: nucleus; voltage-gated potassium channel complex. The transcript has 9 exons. Gene Ontology annotation, molecular function: potassium channel regulator activity; DNA-binding transcription repressor activity, RNA polymerase II-specific; calcium ion binding. Gene Ontology annotation, biological process: regulation of potassium ion transmembrane transport; negative regulation of transcription by RNA polymerase II.
GGCGGGGGAGAAACCUCCAGUGACAAUUGCGUCUGGGUCCAGGCAAACAUGAGGCAGCUGCCAGCCCGACUAGGCAGUCUGGCUUGUUCGGGCUGCAAAGCGGGAAGGCUAGUGACAGUCCCCUUCAGCAGCCGAGAUGCAGAGGGCCAAGGAAGCAAUGAAGGCAACAGAUGGCAGCCUCCUCGGAGACCCUGGGCGCAUACCACUGAGCAAAAGGGAGGGCAUCAAGUGGCAGAGGCCACGGUUCACCCGCCAGGCCCUGAUGCGAUGCUGUUUAAUCAAGUGGAUACUGUCCAGCGCUGCCCCGCAAGGCUCAGACAGCAGUGACAGUGAAUUGGAGUUGUCCACUGUGCGUCACCAGCCCGAAGGCUUGGACCAGCUGCAGGCCCUAACCAAGUUCACCAAGAAGGAGCUGCAGUCCCUUUACCGAGGCUUCAAGAAUGAGUGUCCCACAGGCCUGGUGGAUGAAGAGACCUUCAAAGUCAUUUACUCACAGUUCUUCCCCCAGGGAGAUGCCACCACCUACGCACACUUCCUCUUCAAUGCCUUUGAUGCUGAUGGGAACGGGGCCAUCCACUUUGAGGACUUCGUCGUUGGGCUCUCCAUCCUGCUCCGAGGGACAGUCCAUGAGAAGCUCAAGUGGGCCUUCAAUCUCUAUGACAUUAACAAGGAUGGUUACAUCACCAAAGAGGAGAUGCUGGCCAUCAUGAAAUCCAUCUACGACAUGAUGGGCCGACACACCCACCCCAUCCUGCGAGAAGAUGCACCUCUGGAGCAUGUGGAGAGGUUCUUCCAGAAGAUGGACAGGAACCAGGAUGGAGUGGUGACCAUUGACGAGUUUCUGGAGACCUGUCAGAAGGACGAGAACAUCAUGAGUUCCAUGCAGCUGUUUGAGAAUGUCAUCUAGGACACAUGGGUGUGUCAUCGCUUCUCAGCCUGGAGAAGCCUCAAUCCUGCCUCACAUGAGCAGCCUCUAUGAGAAACAUUUUUCUAACAUAUUUGCAAACA